Molecule: messenger RNA, 2624 nt
Organism: Chelonia mydas (Green sea turtle)
Lineage: Eukaryota; Metazoa; Chordata; Testudines; Cheloniidae
Gene: KLHDC4
Product: kelch domain containing 4
Exons: 12
Coding region: 929-2197 (422 amino acids)
Molecular function (GO): protein binding
Source: RefSeq, a predicted model, not a curated record
UAGGGGAAGGAGGUGUGCUGCUGGCUGGCCCCCUGCUGAAGGGUUGCAGCCACUUCACGACACGAAGGCCAGCCAGCUGACAGCAACCCUCAACCCCCAGGCGCUGGAUGCGACCGAGGGAGAAGGAACUGAGGGAACUAGGAAGCCACAAGAAGCGGGUAGCAAGUAACCCUGCGAGUCUUUGUGGGGAGUUGGUUGGACAACCGGAGGCUAGCUCGGUGUGUUACGGCCGGAUCCCCGCUGUGCUGGUGGCAGGCAACCCUGCCACUGAGGGGGCCCUGGAUUGGGACCCAGUGGAGAGGGAGGGCCUGGGUCCCUCAUCCUGGCCUCUGCCCCCCCCCCCCGACUGAGGUGGCAGCCCAUCCUGACAGUGACUGACUCCGGCAGCUAGGCCACACAGCCCCGAGCCUGGGGGUGUGCAGGUGCGACAGCGGGCCUGACCUGUGACAAGGCACCUAACGCUUAGUUUGGUGCCUAUACUAAAACAUCCAAAUUUGAAAACUGGUCCCAUUGGACCCUUACGGAUGGAAAAGACUCUCUGAGGAGGAUCUUGAAGCCCUGAUAGCAGAAUUCCAGACAUUAGAUGCUAAAAAGACCCAGAUAAUUGAGACAGCCUGUCCCCCACCCUCACCAAGGCUGAACGCCUCCUUGUCUGCUCAUCCCGAGAGAGACGAAUUGAUCCUUUUUGGAGACGUUCCUGUAUAAUGAGCUGUACAUUUACAACAUCCGGAAGAACAGCUGGAGUAAAAUAGAUAUCCCAAAUCCUCCUCCCAGGCGCUGUGCACAUCAGGCUACAGUGGUGCCCCAGGGGGGUGGACAGCUAUGGGUAUUCGGUGGAGAGUUUGCUUCUCCUGACGGAGAGCAGUUUUACCACUACAAGGAUCUCUGGGUUCUGCAUUUGGCCACCAAGACUUGGGAGCACAUCAAGAUGACAGGGGGUCCCUCGGGAAGAAGUGGACACCGAAUGGUAGCCUGCAAGAGACAGUUAAUCGUCUUUGGAGGAUUCCACGAGAGUGCCAGAGAUUACGUGUAUUACAACGAUGUGUAUGCCUUCAACCUGGACACUUUCACAUGGACCAAGCUGUCUCCAUCAGGGACUGGCCCUGUUCCAAGGUCUGGCUGCCAAAUGGCUACCACUCCAGAGGGCAAUAUAAUCGUCUAUGGUGGCUACUCCAAACAGAGAAUUAAGAAAGAUGUUGACAAAGGCACCCUGCACACUGACAUGUUCCUGCUGAAGGCUGAAGGCGUGGGCAAGGAGGAAGGUGGAUUGCCACACAGUGACUACAAGUGGGUAUGGAAUCGGCUUAGCCCAUCAGGUGUGAAACCCACUCCCAGGUCUGGCUUCUCUGUGGCAAUAGGCCCCAAUAACCGGUCCCUUCUCUUCGGAGGUGUGCAUGAUGAAGAAGAGGAAGAGUGCAUUGAAGGAGACUUCUUCAGUGAUAUUUAUUUCUAUGAUAUGGGAAAGAACCGCUGGUUUCCUGGACAACUAAAGGGACCUAAAUCUGAAAAGAAGAAACGUAGGCGAGGCAAAAAGGCUGAGGCAGAGGGUGCUGGGGAUGGAGAGGCAGAGGGCCAGUAUCCUCAGGGCCCCGUGGAGAUCGUCAAAGAAGUGGUGGCAGAGGAUGGGACCGUCAUGACGAUCAAGCAGGUGGUCUCUGCCCCUGAAGUGGAGCUGGAGAGGUCCGAAUCGGAAGACGAAGAGGAGGCCGGUGAUGAAGCCUCCGGCCAGCAGGUGGAGCCAUGCCCACGUUCAAACGCUAUGCUGGCAGUGAAGCACGGGGUUCUCUACGUCUACGGGGGGAUGUUCGAGGUGGGGGACCGCCAGUUCACCCUCAACGACCUCUAUAGCAUCGACCUCCACAAGAUGGAGGAAUGGAAGGUGCUGGUGGAGAUGGAUCCAAAAACUCAAGAGUGGCUGGAAGAGUCCGACUCUGAUGAGGAGGGGGAUGAUGUGGAAGGUGCAGAGGGAGGUGAAGAGGAGGAGGAGGAGGACUCUGAUGAAGAAAGUGAAGAUGAUGAAGAAGAGGAGCGGCACCCAUCUGUUCAGCUUGAUGAGAAAUACACAGACUAUCUGCCCAGGACUGAGCAAUACUGGAUUAAACUAGCCCGCCACAAUAUGGGCCCUGAUGCAAAGGAGAAGAAGGUGGCGAAAUUGGCACACGCGAUGGCAAAGACUUUUUAUGAAGGUUCGGUCUAGAUGCGCGUGCUGCUGAGAAUGAGCAGUGUGGGUGCAAACACCUCACUGGGACAACAGCCAGUUGAACCAGCCAUCUAAACCUGAUGUACCUCUUACCUGGUAUGUAUUGUAGGUUCCAAAGGCCCCUGGCUGCGAAACACUGAUGUCUUGGGCAGUCCAAGGUUGGCGUGCCUAUCUGCUCACAGUAUAUUUCUGCCAUUAUCACCCUGUAAACGGGCCUUAGUAAACAGGAUUGCUGGCCGGGAAUGUGUUCUGCUGAGAUUGGAAUAUACAUUGUAAUUUUGUUGACAGUUGUUUAAGUUGGCUGCAGACAGACUGCUUAAUAGAAUCACAACAUCACUUGAGGUUCCUAAUGUCCUUCAUCUGGCCAGGGGCUGGAUAUGAUUUUUUCUCAGUGCUUUCGUAAUAAAGUUGUUUGGUUGAGUUA